AUGGCCAAUCUUCGGCAACGGCAAAUUACUGAGUCAGCUGUGUGUGCACUGUGCAAAACUCAUGAGGAAGACACGUUGCAUGCUAUAUGGUCCUGUGGGGAGAUUGCCUGCGUGUGGAACUCACUUACAUGGUUCCAUCAUGUGGUCACCUCCCCCCCAUCUGAUUUCACUAACCUGCUUUCUAGUUUUUUGCAGGUACAUGAUGAGUAUUAUGCUGAAAUUUUCUCUAUCACAGCUUGGUUAUUAUGGAACCGGAGAAAUGCUCAACACUUUGGCCGGCCUGUGCACCCUCUCGGACAGCUUUGUUCCAUGGCGGGAGACUUGAUGCAGGAGUACCUCGAUGCCCAAGAGCUUGCACCAACUCCUCCUCCUCCCGUGAUGCAGCAGUGGCGACCUCCAGAACCUGAGCAUGUCAAGUUGAACUUCGACGCAGCGGUGUUCAAUGCACUGAAUAAGGCAGGCAUCGGUGUUAUAGCUAGAGACUGGAAUGGCGCUGUGAUCGGAGCCAUGUCAAUGCCCAUUUCCCUCUCCCAAACAGUGAACGAAAUGGAGGCUAUGGCAUGCCGGAAAGCGGUCCAGUUUGCUAAGGAUUUGGGUCUUCAGAAAGUGGUUAUCGAAGGUGACUCGUUGGUGGUGAUCAACGCCCUUUCACAAGGGCAUGGCUGUCUCUCCUCAUAUGGGAAUGUCAUUGAUGACAUCUUAGUCCUUGCUGAUGAUUUUCAGUGGUGUGAGUUUCAUCAUGUUAAAAGAAUAUGUAAUGUGGUAGCUGAUAUGUUAGCCAAAAAAGCUAAGGAUUUGUUGGGGGUUCGGGUUUGGUUGGAUGACCUCCCUGAAGACAUUCAACCCCUUGUUUUUUUUUAUGUUCAUUGA
Messenger RNA from Quercus robur (English oak), 870 nucleotides. RefSeq lists its product as uncharacterized. Bases 1 to 870 code for a protein of 289 amino acids. NCBI's taxonomy places the organism in Eukaryota, Viridiplantae, Streptophyta, Magnoliopsida, Fagales, Fagaceae. Gene Ontology annotation, molecular function: RNA-DNA hybrid ribonuclease activity; nucleic acid binding. The transcript has a single exon. The record is from RefSeq and is a predicted model, not a curated record.